Molecule: messenger RNA, 2120 nt
Organism: Dryobates pubescens (Downy woodpecker)
Lineage: Eukaryota; Metazoa; Chordata; Aves; Piciformes; Picidae
Gene: LHFPL3
Product: LHFPL tetraspan subfamily member 3
Exons: 4
Coding region: 330-1052 (240 amino acids)
Biological process (GO): sensory perception of sound
Cellular component (GO): plasma membrane
Source: RefSeq, a predicted model, not a curated record
UCCGGCGGCUGGUGCCCGGCGCGGCAGGGAGACGCGGGCGGCGGCAGAAAGGCGGGCAGCUGCGAGGGGGGCAGCUUCGGGGCGGGCGGUGCGCGGCGACCGGCAGCGCUACGCCCCGAUAGGCGGCCGCGGGCCGUGUUGGUGCUGCCGCCGCCGCCGCUGCUGCUGCUGCUGGCGCGGAGCCGCUGAAGCCCUGCGGAAGGGCUCGCCGGCUCUCGCACGCAGCGGCGGCGGCAGAGCGCGUCGCGUCGAGCGGAGUGAACGGGGAGGAGAAGGAGGAGGAGAGGCGAGGAGGUGGAGGAAGGGGAGGGAGGAUCUUCUCCGUGAGGAUGCCCGGAGCGGCUGCAGGGACGGCGGCGACAGGAGCAGGCUCGUCAGGAGCGGCAGCAGCGGGGAUGCUGCCGGCUCAGGAGGCGGCCAAGAUCUAUCACACCAACUACGUGCGGAACUCAAGGGCCAUCGGCGUGCUUUGGGCCAUCUUCACCGUCUGCUUUGCCAUCGUCAACGUGGUGUGCUUCAUCCAGCCCUACUGGAUCGGGGACGGCGUGGACACCCCGCAGGCGGGCUACUUCGGGCUCUUCCACUACUGCAUCGGCAACGGCUUCAGCCGGGAACUCACCUGCCGGGGCAGCUUCACGGACUUCUCUAGCCUGCCCUCGGGAGCCUUCAAAGCUGCUUCCUUCUUCAUCGGGCUCUCGAUGAUGCUCAUCAUCGCCUGCAUCGUCUGCUUCAUCCUCUUCUUCUUCUGCAACACAGCCACCGUCUACAAGAUCUGUGCCUGGAUGCAGCUGACCUCAGCUGCCUGUCUCGUCCUGGGUUGUAUGAUUUUUCCUGAUGGCUGGGAUUCAGAUGAGGUAAAACGGAUGUGUGGUGAAAAGACAGACAAGUACACGCUGGGGGCUUGUUCAGUCCGCUGGGCAUAUAUCCUGGCUAUUAUUGGAAUCUUGGAUGCCCUGAUCCUCUCAUUUCUGGCAUUUGUGCUUGGCAACAGACAAGACAGCUUGCUAGCAGAGGAGCUCAAGUUGGAAAACAAAGAUGAUGGAAAUGCUUAAAACAAGUUAAGUCUUACUAAGCCAAUCCUCACUAGAAUGAGCACAAAACAAAACGAAUAGCAGCUUUUGUACAUCAACAUUAAAAUGGGAAGAAGCUUGGGAAAGGGCCUCCGACUCAAGGACCACGGACAAGCGCAAAAAUGACUGCUGGGUAAGCGCCACCUCCUCACCAUAGAUCAGCCAGACAUGGAAGUGAUUUUUCAGAAGAGAAAUGCAAUCAUGAACUACACACCAGCUCAUUAGAAACUGUUGCUGAGUACAGCAUCCAGAAGACAUGCAUGAAAAGGGAAAUACAUUAAAAGGGGGUGUAGUUGUUGCUAGGCAAACAUAUGUAAUAUAUAUGUAUCGAAGAGGUUUGUAAAUGUCUUUUUUUUUAAUUCGGACAGAAAGCAAAAAGCUUUAAAACCUUUCACAGUAGAGAAGCAGUUAAUUUCAGACCAUUCCUAUCCCAGGAGUCAAGAAGUUCAUAAGGUAUCUCUCUUAAACUAGCAUUUAUAGGUAGAUGCUCUGAAUGUUUCCAUUACCUAGUGGAAAAAGCGUAACUUUCACUGCGCUUCAUUUAAUUCACUGUAUGAUAAGUUGACUAAAACUGUAAAGCUUCUCAAUUUUUACUGCAUAUGUGUUCCAAUUAAUCUAUGUCUGUAACAAACUUUAGACUGAAGAGUUAUUUCUGAACUAUAUUCUAGUUCUAUAAAGCAUAUAUACUAUAAGGUACAUCUGACUGAAUAUCAUAGUACUAUAAUUUCCCAGGGUACACAGAAGUGUUUGUAUUUAAAGUGAUUAAAUUAAAGCAUUUUAUUUCCUUUUUAACAGGAGAAAUUAAUUUACCCCUAAAUGUAUCCUAUAACUUGUCACUGCAGGGGCAUUGCAAUUCUUUUCCUUGUUCUGCCAUAUAACUGCUGAGUGUCACUCUCUGGCCCCUGCUCUUACCAAUCAGGCAAGGUGAUCUAAUGACCUCUUCUGACCUUAAUACAUAAAUGAAUAUACAAAUACACAUUGCCAGUAGGUAUGUGAGGGCUGGGUACACAAAGCCCCAAGGCACUGGUGCGGCUGUUGCUUCCCUCCACA